AUGACAAAGUCCGCUAUCGUCGAACAAUCUGCCCCCAACAAACCUCCCAAGCUUACACCAGGCAAGAUCACUCCACAAGUCGCUUGCGACUGGGAGAAUGCUUGCGACACCUACUUCUUACACAAACAAGUCGAUGCAGCGGAUCAAGUCAAAAUGAUCGCUUCCGGAAUGACAGACCCACACUUAUGCAAGUAUAUGUCAGCCCUCAGAAGCGCUUGGCUUGAAAGCCACUGGGCAACCAAGUUGCGCAAAAAAGUCCUAGGUUCUCAACAAGGUAACCGCAGGUUCUACGAGUGGGCUUUAGACCUUCAAAACCUAAACACCUUACUAUACGGAAACCCUACGCACCUCGAUGAUGUCCAAUUGCGGAAUCAACUGGAAGCAAAUAUCUGCGACAAGUUGACCAUACCCAUACUCAGAGCAAAACUCGCUGACGACCUGUCCCUCAAGGAAUGGAUCGAAGAGGUCAAGCAUCUUGACGACGAACGUCUUGAAGACUUGGCCUCUCAAAGGAAGAUCGCCGAAGAGAUCCACAGGUCAUCAAAGAGAAACAUCGCAACCACAUACAAACCAUCCUCCUCAUCUACAAAGACUUACAACGCCUCGUCACCUCGUCUAGGAUUGCUUACAGAAACGGAAUGCGCACUUUAUUGA
Suillus clintonianus is the source of this 654-nucleotide messenger RNA. RefSeq lists its product as uncharacterized. The coding region runs from base 1 to 654 and encodes 217 amino acids. The record is from RefSeq and is a predicted model, not a curated record. NCBI's taxonomy places the organism in Eukaryota, Fungi, Basidiomycota, Agaricomycetes, Boletales, Suillaceae. The transcript has 2 exons.